AUGCACCAGCUGAACCGCAAAGCUGUGCACCCUACACCCCUGACGUCGGAGGAAAGAUGGGCUCUCUUCAACCAAUGCCUGGCAAAUGUUCAGUCCAUGGAGGUGUACCUGCGGUGGUGGUUCCUCGGAGCUGAGUUGAAGGAUAUCCGCCGAGACAACCUGCGCGAUUUCCUCCUCUGGGGUUUCUUCGACCAGGCGCGGGAAGACGUCGAAAGCAACGGCGGCCACUCCGACGCUGAUGCGCGAGAUUUGGAUAGCUUCAUCACAAAGAUUGAAGAGAGACUGGGACACCCUCUCCACGAUGGCCGAGGUACGGCCAAGUGCAUACGACUGACUUUGGAUGACGUCGAGGUAACAUAUAGAUCACUCACAUGGUACUUGGUCAUAUAUCUUGUGGAUCAGGCCGCACACUUGGCCCUUUCAUGGAAUGGGUUCAAGUUCUAUGGCAGAGGACCCGUCGCAGCUCUUGCAACGUUCCCACCGCGCCCGCAGGAGAUAUUCACCAGCCGGCGGUCGCGUGCUCCGCAGCUGAGCUACUGGUACCGGCCUCAUGCAUCCAAGGACUGCAACCCCGUUGUAUUCUUCCACGGCAUUGGAGUUGGGCUUUGGACAUAUGUCGACUUCCUUGCAAACAUACAUGCAGCUAAAGAUGUUGGUGGUGGGCAGGGUAUUGGGGUCAUUGCUGUGGAGAUUCUUCCCGUAUCCUUUCGACUGACUUCCCCGCCUCUGGGUAAGGCCGAGUUUCUGCGUCAAAUGGCCAAGAUAUUGGAACAUCACCAGUGGGACAAGUUCACAGUCACGGCACACUCAUAUGGAUCAGUGCAAACCACCCAUAUGCUCCACUCGCAGAGUCUCGGGCAUAUGAUCACGUCCGUCGUGCUAAUCGAUCCGGUAACGGUGAUGCUCCAUCUCCCCGAUGUCGCCUACAACUUCACUCGCAGAAAGCCCCGGGAAGCCAACGAGUGGAUGCUAUGGUAUUUCGCCAGCACGGAUCCAGGCGUGGCACGCUGUCUAGGCCGUCACUUCUUCUGGCGGGAGAACAUCAUAUGGAAGGAAGACUUUAGAAAUGCUGACCCGAGGGAUCGUCGGAAGGUGGCCGUCUGUUUGGCUGGCAGGGACAUACUCGUCAACACCUCUAGUGUUGCGCAAUACUUGACUGAUCUUGGAGUGGCGGGAAUAAGCCAAGCUCAAGGUGCUAAUCAGGCAGCCGAGGUGGAGGUGCUCAUGUUCCCCAAUUUAGAUCAUGCGCAGAUAUUCGACACCCCAGCAGACUGUCAAAAGGUAAUCCGGCUUAUCAGAUCAUAUUGCAGUGCAGGAUUAGCGGAAUAUACCAGUAUAUAG
This is a messenger RNA of Trichoderma harzianum CBS 226.95, 1341 nucleotides long. RefSeq lists its product as hypothetical. Lineage: Eukaryota; Fungi; Ascomycota; Sordariomycetes; Hypocreales; Hypocreaceae. Bases 1 to 1341 code for a protein of 446 amino acids. The transcript has a single exon. The record is from RefSeq and is a predicted model, not a curated record.